This is a messenger RNA of Peromyscus eremicus (cactus mouse), 1929 nucleotides long. It is a transcript of the gene Cfap410, whose product is annotated as cilia and flagella associated protein 410. Gene Ontology annotation, molecular function: protein binding. Gene Ontology annotation, biological process: cytoskeleton organization. Lineage: Eukaryota; Metazoa; Chordata; Mammalia; Rodentia; Cricetidae. The coding region runs from base 80 to 829 and encodes 249 amino acids. The transcript has 7 exons. The record is from RefSeq and is a predicted model, not a curated record.
GACGCGCCGCGGCGAAGGCCUCGCCCACUAGCGGAGUGUACAGCAAGGGGGCGGCCGGGCCCGCGGCCCCGCAGCCACCAUGAAACUAACGCGAAAAAUGGUCCUGUCCCGAGCCAAAGCUUCGGAGCUGCACAGCGUGCGGAAGCUCAACUGCUGGGGCAGCCAGCUCACAGAUAUUUCCAUAUGCCGGGAGAUGCCCAGCCUGGAAGUGAUUACACUCAGCGUCAACAGUGUCUCCACCCUGGAACCUGUACGUGCCUGCCGACGCCUGAGUGAGCUGUACCUGAGGCGGAACCGUAUCCCCAGUCUGGAUGAGCUGUUCUACCUAAAGGAUCUACCACACCUCAGGGUGCUGUGGCUGGCCGAGAACCCGUGCUGCGGCACCAGCCCACACCUUUACCGAAUGACUGUGCUGCGCAACCUACCCCACCUGCAGAAGCUAGACAACCAAGCUGUGACGGAGGAAGAGUUGACUCGCGCACUGAUGGAGGGAGACGAGAUCACUGCCGCCCCAGGCAGAGAGGACGCAGGCAAUGGCUGUCCCAAGCCCUCCUACACCCUCAGCUCUGCCAGCUCUACAACUGAGGCCAGCCAGGGCCUGCUGAGCUACACGGAGGAUACAGAAGUCCAGGGCCAGACUGCUGGAGACCAGUCUCCUUCCUUCUCACAGAGGGAUGCUUUGAGGAGUCACAAAAAUAGGAACAUCCUGACUGCCGUCUUGCUGCUGCUGCGGGAGCUGGACACGGAGGGGCUAGAGGCUGUCCAGCAGACUGUGGGCAGCCGGCUCCAGGCGCUGCACAGGCUGGAGCCCCAGGAGGACAUGGAGUGACUUCCUGUGCCCCAGUAUCUGGACCCUGUUAUAUCCUGUGGAAACACCGCUCCACCUGGAAAGCCUCCCUCUGGGUUCCUGACACCAGCCCAGUGCAGGAGCAGUGGCUGCCAGCUGGGCAGACCCCUCUCCUGUGCCUAGGGCUGGCAGAGCUGCUGCCCACCAGCAUGGUCCCUGAGACUUACCAGCUGAGGCCUUGAGGAUCUGGGCACUACCUGACCCUUCCUCAAGGGAAGACUGUACGAGCCAUACCCUACAAUAAAGCACUUUUUUUGGGCUGGUAGCCAGCAUCUCUGACAGGCAAGGCCUUGACCACAAGGUCCAUGCUGUUUCUCAGAGCUAGGGGGAGCCCUGGUGUCUCUGUCAGGCCUAUUCUCAGGGAGGUGCCUGGAAUGAUGUCUUACAAGGCACCAUGUCCCAGGUGUCUUUAGACACCAUAGCCUAGGAGAAUGGAUUUCUCUCAGGACAAGGAUGGGCAGGACACUGUCCUUUUUAUUUCUUCUUUAGGAGAAGGAUGUCACCUAGUUAGAGUAACUGUUGGGGACAUCCAGAGUUGCUCAUUAUUCUGAGGUGUCAGAUGCCAUCAAUAAAGCUGUCUUAAGCCGGGCGGUAGUGACGCAAGCCUUUAAUCCAAGCACUCGGGAGGCAGAGCCAGGCGGAUCUCUGUGAAUUUGAGGCUAGCCUGGUCUACAGAGUGAGAUCCAGGAAAGGCGCCAAAGCUACACAAAGAAACCCUGUCUCGAAAAACCAAAAAAUAAAAAAAUAAAGCUGUCUUGUUAGAACAGUUGGGAUAAGGUUUGUAAUUUACCCACCAGGCAGGGGUGCCUUGGGGUAGGCUUAUACCUGCCAUGAGAAAAUAGAGCCAAGAAAGGCAUCAAGAUUAGCAUGUGUAAAACAAUGAGCCAAAGUCUGGAACUACCACCACCAUGGGACAAAUAGACAUGGCCCAAGAAACCUACUGCAUGCAAUGCUGGCCCUGUAGGUGACCUGUGUGGGUUUUAAUGCUGAAGGUUCUGGGCCACUGGGCCCUUGACCUUGCUCCACCUCUGGUCCGCUUCCAAUCUUGGGAGUACUUUCUUAAUAAACUGUUUCUAUCAGUA